Messenger RNA from Helobdella robusta, 363 nucleotides. RefSeq lists its product as hypothetical. Gene Ontology annotation, biological process: Mo-molybdopterin cofactor biosynthetic process. The annotation marks the transcript as partial. Gene Ontology annotation, cellular component: cytosol. The transcript is spliced from 3 exons. Lineage: Eukaryota; Metazoa; Annelida; Clitellata; Rhynchobdellida; Glossiphoniidae. The record is from RefSeq and is a predicted model, not a curated record.
AUAGGUACCACAAGAGAUGUCUUUGAGGGUAAAAUUGUGAAGAAACUGUCCUAUGAAGCGUACGCCGGUAUGGCAGAAAAAGAAUUGAAAAAAAUUUGUGAGCAUAUGCGAGAAAAAUGGAACAUACUUAAAAUUUACGUAGAACACAGAUUAGGGGAGGUACCAGUUGGUGAAGUUAGUGUCAUAAUAGCAGUGUCGGCUAUCCACAGGGCAGACUCGAUUCAGGCCGUCGAAUAUUGUAUCAACAAUCUCAAAUUGACUGUACCAAUUUGGAAAAAAGAGAUAUAUAAUGAUGAUACUGGGUUGUGGAAAGAAAACAAAGAAAGUUGUCAAACAGUCCAACAUCUUAACACUAAUCACUAA